AUGGUUGACGACGAAGUCUCGCAAGAUCCGUCUGGUGCGCCCGGUCAGCCAUCACCGUCCACGCUCGCGAACGUUUCGACCACGGUUGACAGUGUUUCCCACGUGCCCCGACUACCAAAUUUUUGGACUUACUCCCCGCACGAGUGGUUCCUACACGCGGAUGCCGUAUUCGCCAACCAAAGAAUCCGCGCCGACACCCCGCGUGUAAACCACGUUCUCGCCGCUCUGAACGAGGAGGCGGUCAAGGCGGUAAGCGACCUGAUCGGUCCCAACACUUCCUACGCUAGUCUAAAGGAUCGUCUCAUCAGCACGUUUUCGGUGCCGCCGUCGACUCGUUUUCGCACCAUCGUUGAACCGGGCGGGAUGGGCAAUCGGAGACCCUCCCAAAUGCUCCGAGAUAUGAGAGCUGUGCUCCCAAAUUCGUUGGACGAUACUGCACUAAGGGAGUUCUGGCUACAAAAGUUACCGUCAAACAUUCGCGCAAUAGUCUCCGGCCUCGACGGAACGUUGACCGAUAUCGCCGAACGUGCGGAUCGCGUGUUGGAGGCCAGUACCUCGCGCGACGUUUUCGCGGUGCAAUCGAGUAGCUCUGACGACCGUCUCCGCGCCAUAGAGGCUGCCAUACUCUCGUUGACUACCCAAAUCUCCAACCUGCUCACCGCCCAGCAGUCCCGUAACAAUUCUGGGUACAGUCGCAAUCGGAGCCGUUCAAAAUCGCGCACACAAAACAACCCUAAAUGGUGCAGUUAUCAUAAUCAAUACGGCGCUGACGCUAGGCAUUGCAAGUCGCCGUGUACGUUUAAGUCGGAAAACUAG
Molecule: messenger RNA, 816 nt
Organism: Acyrthosiphon pisum (pea aphid)
Lineage: Eukaryota; Metazoa; Arthropoda; Insecta; Hemiptera; Aphididae
Exons: 1
Coding region: 1-816 (271 amino acids)
Source: RefSeq, a predicted model, not a curated record